Adineta steineri is the source of this 113-nucleotide messenger RNA. Lineage: Eukaryota; Metazoa; Rotifera; Eurotatoria; Adinetida; Adinetidae. The record is from the annotation of a GenBank genome assembly.
CACGACGACCAACAGCUAAUUCAUGUAAUGUAGAAGAAUUAGCUGCAUAUUUGGAUAAUUUUCUUUAUUUACCAAAAUCAUUAUCUGGUGCCGCUGAACUUAUGUAUACAUAA